CGUAGAUAGGGGCAGAGUCUGCUGUGUGCGAGUGAGAGAUGGACCGAGGGCGCUCUUCCGAUUAGCGAAUGCUAAGAGAAGAGACUCACAUAGCAAAAACUAUUGAUAUAACAGACUUGAUUGGCUUUAACCUGAAAACAAAACAAAUAAGUUUACUAUCUUUCACAUCCGCUCCACACACACCAACACGGGAUUGAUGGUAAUGUAUGCAAGGAAACCAGCGAGACUCGGCGAUGGGUGCAACGAUCGAAGGGACUCACAGCCCUAUCAGACUCUUAAAUACUCAUCGAAGAGUCACCCCGGUAGCGACCACCGGCAUGAGAAGAUGCGAGACCCUGCUGAUGCCACCCCACCGUGCAAAAUCCUGCGGCGAUCUGACAGCCCAGACAACAAACACACCGACAAUUCCAGUCAUGGCCGGGCGAAAGCGAUCCACACACACCGAGGCAGAGAGAGGGAUGGAGGGACCAGUUAUUCCCCUCAGGAGAACUCUCACAACCACAGCGCUCUGCACAGCGCCAACUCCCAUUCCAACCCCAGCAGGACGGCUGACACGCCCUAUGAACCUGCAGAUGACUGGUCAGAGCACAUUAGUUCCUCUGGGAAGAAGUACUACUACAACUGCAGGACAGAGGUCUCACAGUGGGAGAAGCCUAAGGAGUGGCUGGAAAGAGAGCAGAGGCAGAAGGAGGCUGCCAAGACGACGGUAGUCAACAGCUUUCCCAAAGACAGAGACUACAGACGGGAGGCCAUGCAGGCUACGGUUGCCUCCAGCUUCCCUAACAAGUCCGUAUCAGAGAAGCCAUCCUCCCUCUCCUGCACGUCUCAGUCCUCCUCUUCCUCGUCAUCUGUGGCCAGCGCCGCCGCUCAGGCCGGCUCGGCCUCCGUCUCCACGGUGACCGUCUCCCCGGUGCUGCAGUCCCCGGUCGCGCCCACCCUGCUCCAGGACCCGUCCCUCCUGAGACAGCUCCUCCCCGCGCUGCAGACUGCCCUGCAGCUCAACAACGCCAGCGUGGACAUGGCCAAGAUCAAUGAGGUUCUGACAGCAGCUGUGACUCAGGCGUCGCUGCAGUCUAUGCUCCACAAGAUCCUCACGGCCGGUCCGUCUGCCUUCAACAUCACCUCCCUGCUCUCCCAGGCUGCCCAGCUGUCUAACCAAGCCCAGCAGUCCAGCCAGUCGCCCAUGUCUCUGACUUCAGACGCCUCAUCACCCCGCUCCUACGUGUCCCCCCGGAUCAGCACCCCCCAGACCAACACCGCAUCCCACAAGCCACUGCUCAGCACGCCACCCGUCACCACACAGACCAAGGUGAGCACACCUGUUGUAAAGGCCGGCUCUCACCCUCAACCCUCUCCCCAGCAGCCCCUCCCCUCAGACAAGCACCACGACACGGCCAGCUCUCCCCGCAACCUUCAGAGGCAGAGCAGUCAAAGAAGCCCUUCCCCUGGCCCCAACCAUGUUGCCGCGAGCAACAGCAGCACCAGUAACAACGGCAGUAGCAGUAGAGUGGGUGUGGCAGCCGGUGCGAGUGGGGGGGCCCAGGUGGAAUCCACGGGACGGUCGGCGUGCUUCACCCCCUCCCUGGCGGCACACUUUGAUGAGAACCUCAUCAAGCACGUACAGGGCUGGCCUGCAGAGCACGUCGAGAAACAGGCAUCUCGGUUACGUGAGGAGGCCCACACCAUGGGCAGCAUCUACAUGUCGGAGAACUGUACCGAGCUGAAGAACCUGCGCUCCCUGGUGCGAGUGUGUGAGAUCCAGGCCACGCUGCGUGAGCAGAGGAUACUGUUUUUGAGACAGCAAAUUAAGGAACUUGAAAAGCUGAAGAAUCAGAAUUCCUUCAUGGUGUGAGGACUUGCGUUGCUGGAGUGGGGAUCUGGAAAAGAGUGGAGAGGAGAGAGGGGCAGAAGUCUGUGUGUGUGUGUGUGUGUGUGGGUGGGUGCAUGUGUGUUGGUGUUUGGGUGGUGCAUCAACCUGUUGCACACAUUCAGAACCCUGGAGAGCCACAAUUGUGUUGUUUGGGCCCAGCUGUGCCCAUAAACAGAACUGCAUCCACAUUUGGACCAAGUGGGAGAAUGUGUGUGUGUGUGUGUGUGUGUGGGUGUGUAUUGGUGUUUGGUGGAUGUGAUGGGGUGUUGAAACAGGACCGCCCAACGCCUCUCCUCUCCGCCCUGAACGUGUAGAUUUCCAGUAGAUGUUUCCAUGUUUGUAAAUAGGUUUUGUAGAAGCCAUGGAAAGCCAUGCCUAUCAGAGAAACGGAAGAAGAAAAAAAAAAAAAGCUUUCAACAUCCAAACGAUGGAACGGACAUCGACUGGCCCCCUGUUGGCCUCCAGAACUUUGUCUUGGCUCUGGGGGAGGACGCCAGCAGGCUUUUUCUUGUGGUAGACUGACAGACCAGUGAACCAUUUGCCCUGAGCACGCACUACGGACCUGCAUGGAUAUGAUGGACGAUCUGAACGGGAGUGUCACCGAACAUGUAACCCCUCUCCACCCAUACUCCCCCACCCCAGGUCCUCAACACCCAAACACACAGGACUCCGUCAGUCGCUGUCUAAACACUCAUCCUCUCCAAGUGGACGACCCUCCCUCAGUAGCACCAUCUCGCACGGAGACUCAUACAUACCCACCUCUACAGUUUUCUCUCUUAUUCUCAAUCACAUAUACACACACACACACACACACAGACACAAAACACUUUCAGUCUAAUGACCUGAUUUUUCUCAUUGUAUGGACUGUAACAAUGAAGCGUAACUGGUUAGCAGUGUAGUCUCCUGUAUCCUCUGUUUGUUCUCUGACGGCCUGGUUCAGAAGGGGGGGGGGGCUCCCUGUCUGCCUGCAGUGCAGUGGCCUCCAGUGGC
Messenger RNA from Alosa alosa (allis shad), 2860 nucleotides. It is a transcript of the gene waca, whose product is annotated as WW domain containing adaptor with coiled-coil a. The record is from RefSeq and is a predicted model, not a curated record. Lineage: Eukaryota; Metazoa; Chordata; Actinopteri; Clupeiformes; Clupeidae. The transcript has 13 exons. Gene Ontology annotation, cellular component: nucleus. Gene Ontology annotation, biological process: regulation of autophagy; positive regulation of TORC1 signaling. Bases 197 to 1852 code for a protein of 551 amino acids. Gene Ontology annotation, molecular function: RNA polymerase II complex binding; chromatin binding.